Drosophila willistoni is the source of this 1117-nucleotide messenger RNA. Its product is annotated as skin secretory protein xP2. Gene Ontology annotation, cellular component: RNA polymerase II transcription regulator complex. The record is from RefSeq and is a predicted model, not a curated record. NCBI's taxonomy places the organism in Eukaryota, Metazoa, Arthropoda, Insecta, Diptera, Drosophilidae. Gene Ontology annotation, molecular function: transcription coactivator activity. Gene Ontology annotation, biological process: positive regulation of transcription by RNA polymerase II.
AUGAAUUAUACCACCAAAGAUCGUUGGUCAUCAUUCAGCUUCAGUGUCUCUUGGCCAAAGCAUCCAAAGAAAAAUCCAACAAACUUUACACAACUCACAAACAAAUCAACAACAAUGAAACUCUUCGUGUUUGCUGUGUGCGUCAUUGCCUCCGUUGCAGCUGAUGUUUCCCACUUGAACCUGGGAAGUGGAUACAACUACAACAAGCCAUCUCCAUCUUUUGACAUUCCAUCGGCACCAGCACCUAUCUAUUCGGCACCUGCUCCUGCUCCAGUCUACUCUGCACCAGCUCCUGCUCCAGUUUACUCUGCUCCUGCUCCUGCUCCAGUUUACUCCGCACCAGCUCCAGCUCCAGUCUACUCUGCUCCUGCUCCUGCUCCAGUUUACUCUGCACCAGCCCCAGCUCCUGAGUACCUGCCUCCUGUUCAGGAUAUCCCAGCCCCUGCACCAGUGUACUCUGCUCCCGCUCCCGCCCCAGUUUACUCUGCACCUGCACCUGCUCCAGUCUACUCUGCCCCAGCUCCUGCCCCAGUUUUCUCGGCUCCUGCUCCAGCUCCAGCUCCUGAGUACCUGCCUCCUGUUCAGGAUAUCCCAGCCCCUGCUCCUGCUCCAGUCUACUCUGCCCCAGCACCUGCUCCAGUCUACUCUGCCCCAGCACCUGCUCCAGUCUACUCUGCUCCUGCUCCUGCUCCAGUUUACUCUGCACCAGCCCCAGCUCCUGAGUACCUGCCUCCUGUUCAGGAUAUCCCAGCCCCUGCACCAGUCUACUCUGCUCCCGCUCCCGCCCCAGUUUACUCUGCACCUGCUCCUGCUCCAGUCUACUCUGCCCCAGCUCCUGCUCCAGUUUUCUCGGCUCCUGCUCCAGCCCCAGCUCCUGAGUACCUGCCUCCUGUUCAGGAUAUCCCAGCCCCUGCACCAGUCUACUCUGCUCCCGCUCCCGCCCCAGUUUACUCUGCCCCAGCUCCUGCUCCAGUCUACUCUGCCCCAGCUCCCGCUCCAGAGUACCAUGACAUCCCUUCCGCCCCAUCCUCUGGCUACCAGUACAAUGUGCCAGCCAAGCGUUUCCGUUUCUAAACAAGUGCCACCAACCGAAUGGAAUCAUCACCCCAAAAGUCAA